Messenger RNA from Linum trigynum, 5814 nucleotides. NCBI's taxonomy places the organism in Eukaryota, Viridiplantae, Streptophyta, Magnoliopsida, Malpighiales, Linaceae. The record is from the annotation of a GenBank genome assembly.
AUGUGGACAAACGUUUUUCGAAUCGGAGGUCUUCAAAAUGUAUCAUGGUUCCAGUUUCUUCCCAAUGAAGCUGAGUUGAACUCCGUAUCUGAUAAGAGUGUAAAAAUGGAUCAAAAAGAUGCUGCUACACGGCUGGUGCUUUCAUCCCAUUUGCAGCUGCAGAAGGAGGGAUUUCUCAGUACAUGGACUAAUUCUUUUGUUGGACCUUGGGAUCCAUCUCAAGGUUUACAUAAUCCUGAUGAGAAAAUCAAGCUUUGGCUUUUUCUUCCUGGGCGCCAUUCUUCUGUUGCCGAGAGAGCUCAGUCAGCAGUUUUUAAACUAAGAGUUGUUGCAUCUGGAAUCUGGGUAGCCCCUGGGGAUUCUGAAGAGGUUGCUGCUGCUCUUUCUCAGUCUUUAAGGAAUAGCAUAGAAAAGGCACUUUUUGGACUUUCUUACGUGCGAUUUGGAGAUGUGUUUUCAAAGCAUCGUCCAGGCCAAACUGAAGCACUGUACAGGAGAGGACAACCUACUGUGGAAUUCAUCUUUGCGGCCACCGAUGAAGCAAUUUUUGUUCAUGCUAUAAUAACUGCCAAGCACAUUCGCAUGCUUUCAGCAAGUGACAUUGAUAGGAUCUUGAAGCACUCAUCUAAAGAUUCUGGCAAUAAACUUCCAGUUAUCGUUUCUCCUCAUGGAAUGCGUGGCUGGGUAACAGGAUGUUGCCCAAAUGAUCUCGUCAAGCAAGUUUAUGCAAGUUCUGGCAACUCUAGGAUGCUGGAUGGUAUUAUUGGUUCAUUGAAGGAUGUUUCACAAGGGCCUGCAUUCCAGUUGAGGGGGCAGCAUUCGUGCGUGGAAGUUACACUUGGUUGCCCAAGAUCUGAGAGUGGUAAGGCAUUGCAAACAAAGUUAGGUGCAGGUAGCAGUCUACAGAAAAAUCAUGUCAUGGAAUCUCCGGCCACAGCACGAGGUGAUCACAGUGGUUUGCAAGACUACCUCUCAGCAAACGAGAAGAUAUUCAUCUAUCCGGUCGACGCUGUUGCUGUCCCUCUCUUACACACCUCAUUUGCUCGGUCUUCUCUCAGAAGAUUUUGGUUACAAAACUGGACAGGGCCAUCAAUGUCCGGUGCAGCUUUCUUUAUGCAUAGUGGGGGUAAUAUAGACAGCGCAGACAGUUGUUGGCUCGACUCUGGUGGAACACUUACACAUCAUGGCUACAAUAGUAGUAGCAACAGUAACAAUAGCAGCAUCAGCUCACUUAGCAGCAGUUCCAGUGAUAGUGAUUAUAAUAUGGCCGCAGAAGGUGGGGAUCUCGAUGCAGAUGCAGAUUCUUUGUCAUGCAGGCGAUCCGGUUUGUCUUCUAAUGAUCAGCUGGAGAAUGACCGGCAGAAACUGGGUUCUAAGCGCCCUCGGGCAGGAAUGGAGUCAUUUGGUCAAGUAGGUAGCAAGUCUGACUUUGGCUCCCUUGAGGUUAACACAUCAGUUAUUACUGGAGUUGAAAAUGAGCAGAAUGGAUCUCAUUGGGACUGGGAUGACGAGAGAGGCGUGGGCAUGGAUAUCCAAGCUCUUCUCUCUGAGUUUGGUGACUUUGGUGACUUCUUUGAGAAUGAUGCUUUACCUUUUGGAGAGCCCCCUGGAACUGCAGAGUCAGAGGCUCUAAUGUUUUCAGCUCCAGAUAUUGGAGAAGUUGGUAGCAGUCCUGUAGGGUCAAUGGAUGUUGAUCAAAUGCUUUUGCCUGUGGGUCUUCCAUCCUUUGAGAGCUUUAAUCCGACUCCCUCGAUGACCAUGGAUGAGUGUGUGAGCAAAAAUGAAGAUGUUACUCAUGGUGUUAUGACUAUAAGCUCAACAAACUACAGUCCACCCUCUUUUACGGGCGAGUUUGAUCAUUUAAUAAAGGCUGAAGCUCUUAUGACAUUUGCCCCAGAGUAUGGAGCAGUUGAAACGGCAGCCAGCGAGGUAUCUUCUUCAGUGUUUAGAAGUCCAUAUUGCCCCAAGUCUCGUAGAGUAGAGAGCUCAAACUCAAAUUCAAGCAAUUACACAUAUGGUGCAACACCUCCGUUUUCUCCUUCUAUCAAUGGGUCAGAUGAGAAGAAUACCAGGCAUGCUACCCCAAAAGCAGGUACUGAAAGGAGUGAUGCAAAGAAAUAUUACACUCAUGUGGAAGGUGGAAGAGAGCAACAUGAUAAAAAGUCAUCCAAGAUUGAAGGCAACACUGUUGCCGGGGAGCGAUUUGCACAAUCUUCUUUAUCUACUUUUAGUUCUUCAACCACUGCCAAGACCGUGCAGCUGAAGGUGAAUGAAGGUGUGCUAGGAUUAGACAGUUUUCUUCUUUCUAAGAAGACUGUGCUGGCAACUGAAGUUGAAUGCAUCUUGUUCCAAGCUUUGAUGUGUAGGGUACGUCAUACAUUGUCGUCUAAUCCAGUACCUAUAAAUUUGAGUAGGUCAGGUGGAGGAAAUUUGAAUCAGUUACAUGGUGAUGCAAGUGCUAUGACAGACAAUAUCUCUAGCAGGUAUGAAACGAAAAAGAAAGAAACAAUACCAGUCCGAAUAGCUGGUGAUGUUGACCGGGGAGUGUUAGAUAGCCACCUCAACGCACCUGUUGGUGUUUGGCGCACUGUAGGAGGUCCGAAAGUGACAAAACCUACCAGUUCUCCAAGUAUUGAAGUCAGCCCAUCCUUAUCCCAUCAUUCGCUUAGUGAGGAAGGAAUGCUCUCUUAUGGGCAAAGGCAUCCACUACAGGAACUUCUUGAUGGGAUGGUCUUACUUAUUCAACAAGCUACUUCUGCUGUUGACUUGGCUCUAGAUUCUGAUUGUGGUGAUGGUCCUUAUGGCUGGCUUGCAUUACAAGAACAUUGGAGGCGUGGUUUCUGCUGUGGCCCUUCUAUGGUCCAUGCAGGCUGUGGAGGUACCUUGGCUGCUUCGCAUUCCUUGGACAUUGCUGGCACAGAGUUGGUAGAUCCACUAGCUGCAAAUAUUCACGCGUCUUCUGUUAUUAGUCUGCUGCAUACUGAAAUUAAAACAGCCUUAAAAUCUGCAUUUGGGAGUUUGGAUGGACCGUUGUCAGCUGCUGAUUGGUGCAAAGGUCGUAGUCUCUCCAGUGGUGGUUCAAAUAUAUGUGAUGGGUCUGUCAUUGAGUCUACUCCAAGUGAAUCUAGAGAUUCUUCCAGCUCCAUGGGAGAACCAAUGAGCCCAGCUCAGUCAUCCGCUGGUGGAUUAUCCGGUCUUAGAGAUGGAGCAAAGUUGGAUGAGAUAAUGCAGAGGCGACCAAACCAAGAAAAUGAUAGUGAUCCAAGCUCCAGGAUAAGACCAAUGCUUUAUGUUCUUCCCUCGUCUUCCAUACUCGUCGGGUACCAGGAUGACUGGCUUAAAGCUUCAGCAAGCUCAUUACAGCUUUGGGAAAAGGCACCUUUUGAACCAUAUGCUUCUCCAAAACCUAUUACUUAUCAUGUUGUCUGUCCAGACAUUGAUUCCCUUACAUCUGCUGCUGCUGAUUUUUUCCAACAACUUGGAACUGUUUAUGAAGCAUGCAAGCUAGGGACACAUUCAGCUCAGAAUUUGGGAAACCAGAUGGAAAUUGACAGAGGGAAAUGGUUGGCUUCUGGCUUUGUGUUGCUCAACUGCCCUCAGUCGAUGAAGAUUGAAAGCAGCAAUGCAUCUCUUGUGGGGUCGAUAAGUGACUACUUCCUUUCCCUCUCCAAUGGUUGGGACUUGACUAGUUAUCUGAAGUCUCUUUCCAAAGCUAUUAAAUCUUUGAAACUUGGCCCAAGCUUACCAACACACCCAAAAGAAGGAAACAGCAGUCCUUGCUCGGUUAUCUAUGUGGUCUGUCCAUUCCCAGAACCUAUUGCAGUUUUACAAACUGUUGUGGAAUCUUGUGUUGCUCUUGGAUCAGUUGCUCUUCCAUUGGAUAGAGAUAGGAGAUCUAUAUUGCAGAGUCAGAUAGGAAAAGCAUUAAGCUGUUUGAUGGCAGUUGAUGAAGCAUCAGCAUCAAAUGUUCUAGUACUCCCAGGAUUCAGUAUCCCCAAAUUGGUAUUGCAGGUGGUGACAGUUGAUUCAAUCUUUAAGGUCACUGGUUCGGUCCUUAGUGAACUCACCAUACUUAAAGAGACCGCAUUCACCGUCUAUAACAAGGCACGCAGAAUUUCUAAAGGAUCUCCUUAUGAUGUACAGUCAUCAUCGGUAUCUAGCAGGUCUCACUCAGCAAUGACACCACCUGUAGUUUCAAUUCCGUCAAUGUGGAAAGACUGUGUUGGUCCUCGAAUUGGAGGCCCUCCACUUCCUAGAGAGGCUGCUGAUAUUGAUGCCAGCUUGAGACCUGGAGCCUGGGACAACACUUGGCAGACAACAAGGGUUGUUGGAGGAUUGAACUGUGAUACCAACCGAAAUGGGGAUUUUUUCUCACUUCAAGAUGGGACUCGCUACAUGCUUGAACCACUCUUCAUUCUUUCAGAACCCGGUUCUCUGGAACAUGCUGUUUCACCUUCCUUCCAUAACACUGCAACCUCCGACUCUUCAAAAAUGUUAUCUGAUGAUGGUGGUGGGGAUGCUAGUUCGGGCUCUCAAAAUGAUGGAUCUCAGUCAGAUGGGUUUGGGUCUAACUAUCAGAAGGCUCUUCUUCCUAGUCUCCACUGCUGCUAUGGGUGGACUGAGGAUUGGCGUUGGCUAGUAUGCAUAUGGACAGAUGCAAGGGGAGAACUGCUCGACACCCAGAUAUUCCCUUUUGGUGGAAUUAGUAGUCGACAGGAUACAAAAGGUUUGCAAUGCCUUUUUGCGCAAGUUCUGCAACAAGGGUGUCAAUUACUGCAGGCCUGUUCUUCUCCUGAUUUUACUGUGAAGCCUCGAGAUUUUAUCAUUUCUCGAAUUGGAAAUUUCUUUGAGCUCGAGUACUUAGAGUGGCAGAAGGCCAUUUAUUCUGUUGGGGGAGCAGAGGUGAAGAAAUGGCCUGUGCAACUCCGACGUUCAAUGCCUGACGGAAUGCCUGGAAGCAACAAUGGAUCUUCCUUGCAGCAGCAACAGCAGCAGGAUAUGAGCUUGAUUCAAGAGAGAACCUUACCUUCAUCCCCCAGCCCGCUAUAUUCAAAGGCUUCUAGCUUCAUGAAAGGGAAUAGUUUGGGACAAUCUUCAGGGAGAAAGCAGCUUAUGGGCGGAGGGCAUACAUCAUCAGUUGAUAGCUCUAGGGGGAUCCUCCAGUGGGUCCAGAGCAUCACUUUUGUCGCAGUCUCCAUCGAUCAUUCUUUGCAUCUUCUUUGUCAAGCAGAUUCAUCUUCCUCUGGAGGGACAACGCAAGGUGUUAACAGUAGCAGCACACCAGGAUCAGGAUAUGUAGAAGGUUUUACUCCAGUGAAGCCUCCAAGCUCUGCCUCAGCAGCUUACCUCCUAAUUCCAGCACCCAGCAUGCGUUUCCUCCCUUCAACCCCACUCCAGCUUCCCACAUGUCUCACGGCAGAAUCCCCACCAUUAGCUCAUCUCCUCCACAGCAAGGGCUACGCUAUCCCGCUCUCGACCGGCUUCGUCGUCUCGAAAGCCGUGCCUUCCGUGAGGAAAGACAUCAGGAGCAACUCGAGGGACGAGUGGCCUUCAGUCCUCUCAGUGAGCCUCAUCGACUCCUACGGAGGAGAUAGGGCCACCAUGAAGCAAGGAGUGAGGGAUAACGGGGCGGAGUCCAACGUGAUUCUCGGGUCCGUUGCAGCCGAGCUUCAUGCCUUGUCAUGGAUGACGGUCAGCCCUGCAUACUUGGAGAGACGCUCUGCACUUCCGCAACAUUGUGACAUGGUUCUGAGACUCAGGAGACUGCUGCAUUUUGCUGAUAAAGAGCUGUCUUCACAACCAGAUAAGCCGUAG